This is a messenger RNA of Silurus meridionalis, 8914 nucleotides long. It is a transcript of the gene col5a1, whose product is annotated as procollagen, type V, alpha 1. The transcript has 66 exons. The record is from RefSeq and is a predicted model, not a curated record. Lineage: Eukaryota; Metazoa; Chordata; Actinopteri; Siluriformes; Siluridae. Gene Ontology annotation, molecular function: extracellular matrix structural constituent. The coding region runs from base 349 to 6414 and encodes 2021 amino acids.
CUUCUUUCUGCCUUUGGCUCGGAGUUUGAGUGACGCGCGGGCAGGAGCAGCGCAUCAUUUCAGCUUGGAAAGAACUACGGCCGGGCGAGAAGGAGAAGAAGGAGAGCUCGCGCGGCCCCCCGCCUCUCCGAACGUCACGCGCGAGGACUUUCCGAAUUCUCGCUUGAACCGAAUGGCUGUAUGAGAGACUCGUUCCGGCCAUCUCCUCAUCUUCUUAAUCUUCUUUCCCUCCUCUGGGACGUACAAGUCCUUCUUCUCUGCACCGGGCCGCGCUCGGCAUAACAAAAAGUCCAAAACUAAUCCAGUCCCAGAUCGUCGCCGCCUCACGCGCGCUGUGUGUGGACGGUCAUGGAUAACCAAAUCAAGUGGAAAGCGAAACGGAGGCUUAAGGGCGCGCGGCUAGCUUUAACGAUGCUCUUGCUCUUCGCCUCAGCAACCACGUCGUCGCUCGCUGGACCAGCUGACCUUCUGAAGAUUUUAGAUUUUCCGAGUUUGCCUGAUGGUGUAACAAAAACUACAGGCUUCUGCACACACAGGAAGUCAUCGAAAGUGCCUGAUGUAGCUUACAGAGUAAGCAAAGAUGCUCAGCUUAGUGCUCCUACCAAACAGCUCUACCCAUCUUCAGUUUUUCCAGAAGACUUCUCAAUCGUGGCAACUGUGCGACCAAAUAAGGGCAGCCAGGCAUUCCUGCUCUCCAUCUAUAAUGAACAGGGCAUGCAGCAGCUGGGUAUUGAGGUGGGCCGUUCACCUGUCUUCCUCUAUGAGGACCACCUUGGAAAGCCAGGCCCUGAGGACUACCCUCUCUUCAGAGGAGUAAACCUGGCUGACGGAAAGUGGCACCGUGUAGCGAUUAGCGUUCAUAAGCAGAGUGUUACGCUGAUCGUAGACUGUAAGAAGCAGACAACACGCAAGUUGGCACGAAGCCUGAACCCCGUCAUUGACACUAAAGGCAUUGUAGUGUUUGGUACACGCAUACUGGAUGAAGAAGUUUUUGAGGGUGAUAUUCAGCAGCUGAUGAUUAUUGCAGACCAUCGUGCUGCAUAUGACUACUGUGAACAUUAUAGCCCAGACUGUGAGGUUCCUGCCCAGGAGCAGCCACAAAACCAGGACCCAAACACAGACGAAUAUAACACUGAAGACGACACCUACUAUUAUGAGUAUCCAUACUAUGAUGACUUGGAUGCAGAGAAGAACGAGGAGUCGUCAGUCACCCCCGGCAGGACCAUUGACUCAGGCCGAGUCGACACAACCAUAACAAGGGAAACCGUAGUAGGUGGUGGAACAGGACAUUCUGUUGGCUCCACUAGCAGUUCUACUAGUAGCAAGGACACAGGAACUGGCAGUGAGACAUAUGAUGAAUAUGAUGAUCAUGGGUAUGAUACAACAUACUAUGACGAGUCAACUUCCUCGCCUGGCAGCUCACUAACAAUCACAAGCACAGGCACAGGCACAGGCACAGAUACUGGGGAUGACUUCGACCUGCCAGAUGCAAUAGAUCCUGAUCUGGGUGGAGAUGUGAAGAAACACACCAUCACUUCAAUCAGAGAAGGAGGACGCAUCCACACAUCCAACACUGGUGGUCCUGAUUCUAGCACUGGGUCUGGAACAAACAUCAGAAUUGGUUCAGGUUCUAGCACCGGUUCAGAAUCCAGCUCUGGUUCAAGCACAGGAUCUGCUUCUGUUUCUACUUCUAUUACAGGCCCUGGAUCUGUUUCCACAUCCAGUACAGGAUCAAGUACCAGCUCUAGCUCAGUGGAUAAUUAUGAUAACUAUGGCUAUGGGGUGACCUAUGAGGAUGAGUACACUGAUGGUUUUGUUGAGGGUGUGGACACUGCUGGAGGAGGAAGCAGCAGCAGUACCGCAUCUGUCGGGGCCGGAUCUUCUUCUGUUGGGGGUGAAUCUGUUUCUGUUGGGGGCGGAUCUGUUUCUGUUGGGGGCGGAUCAGUCUCAGUUGGGGGCAGCUCUGUUUCUGUUGGAGGUGGUUCAGUCUCUGUUAGUAGUUCGGCUGGAGGUGGUGGUGGUGGAUCUGCUAGUGCUGGGGCUGGUGCAGGGGCAGGAACAGCCAAGAUAGAAGGUGGCGAGGAUGGAGAUUAUCCCGAUUCAUUUAACGAGGAGUCCAUUACAGAUCUCACUGACUCUGACCUGGACAAGGUUUACAACGAUUACAAAGAAUAUUAUGGUGAAGGCGAUGACAAAAACUUGCCUGCCGAGACUGGAAUUUACCAGGAGGAAGGAUCUAGAGGAGAGAAGGGGCAGAAAGGAGAGCCAGCCAUCAUUGAACCAGGAAUGUUGGUGGAAGGCCCCCCUGGACCUGAGGGCCCAACUGGUCUUCCUGGUCCUCCAGGAACAUCAGGAGCCCCGGGCUCUUCUGGAGACCCUGGAGAGAGGGGUCCUCCUGGUCGCCCUGGUCUUCCUGGAGCUGAUGGACUGCCAGGACCUCCAGGGACUGUCCUGAUGCUGCCUUUCCGGAUGAGCACAGGAGGAGAUGGCCAUAAAGGACCUGCAGUUUCUGCCCAAGAAGCUCAGAUGCAGGCUAUCAUGCAGCAGGCCAGGCUGGCAAUGAGAGGUCCAACUGGUCCUAUGGGUUUAACUGGUCGUCCUGGGCCUCAGGGUCCUCCUGGUGUUAUUGGAAUUAAAGGUGAAUCUGGGGAGCAGGGACAUCAGGGUCCUCGUGGUUUAAUGGGUUCCAUCGGCCCUCCUGGAAAGCCUGGUAGAAGAGGUCGUCCUGGAGCAGAUGGAGCCAGAGGCAUGCCUGGACAAACUGGACCAAAGGGAGACAGAGGUUUUGAUGGUCUGGCUGGAUUACCUGGAGAAAAGGGACACAGGGGUGAGUCAGGACCUCAAGGACCCCCAGGACCCUCAGGAGAGGAUGGAGAAAGAGGAGAUGAUGGUGAGGUCGGACCUAGGGGUCUACCUGGCGAACCAGGUCCUCGUGGUUUGUUAGGACCCAAAGGACCCCAGGGACCGCAGGGAUCUCCUGGAGUGACAGGAAUGGAUGGUCAUCCUGGUCCAAAAGGAAACAUUGGUCCUCAAGGUGAGCCUGGUCCUCCAGGACAGCAAGGCAACCCUGGUGCUCAGGGACUUCCAGGACCUCAAGGAGCCAUCGGACCUCCAGGAGAGAAGGGUCCAACAGGAAAACCAGGAUUACCAGGCAUGCCAGGAGCUGAUGGACCUCCGGGUCACCCAGGGAAGGAAGGCCCAUCUGGUGAAAAAGGUCAAAUGGGACCAUCUGGAGCACAAGGACCAAUCGGAUAUCCUGGCCCUCGAGGUGUGAAGGGUGCUGAUGGAGUUCGUGGGCUAAAAGGAAACAAGGGUGAAAAGGGAGAAGAUGGCUUCCCUGGAUUUAAAGGAGAUAUGGGUAUCAAGGGUGAUCGGGGUGAGGGUGGACCUGCAGGACCCAGAGGAGAGGAUGGUCCUGAAGGACCUAAAGGACGUUCUGGCCUUCCUGGAGAUGCCGGACCUCUUGGACCAAAUGGAGAGAAGGGCAAGCUUGGUGUUCCAGGAUUGCCAGGAUAUCCUGGAAGGCAAGGGCCAAAGGGUUCUCAAGGAUUCCAAGGCUUCGCAGGAGCCAAUGGAGAAAAGGGAACAAGGGGAAUAGCUGGAAAGGCUGGUCCACGAGGACAGCGAGGACCUACUGGCCCUCGAGGAGAAAGAGGCCCUAGGGGACCCACAGGAAAAGCAGGACCAAAGGGCAACUCAGGAAGUGAUGGACCCCCUGGACCACCUGGUGAACGGGGUUUGCCAGGACCUCAGGGAUCAACUGGAUUCCCUGGACCUAAAGGGCCUCCUGGACCAGCUGGAAAAGACGGACUGCCCGGGCACCCUGGCCAGAGAGGAGAGACAGGUUUCCAAGGAAAGACUGGACCACCCGGACCUCCAGGUGUGCUGGGACCUCAGGGACCAACAGGUGAAACUGGACCAAUGGGAGAGCGUGGCCAUCCUGGACCUCCAGGACCACCAGGUGAACAAGGUCUGCCAGGACCUGCUGGUAAAGAAGGAGCUAAGGGAGAUCCAGGUCCUGCAGGGCCAGCUGGUAAAGAUGGACCCCAAGGACUGCGAGGUUUUCCUGGAGAGAGAGGGUUACCUGGGCCUGUUGGAACUGCAGGUUUGAAAGGGAGUGAAGGACCACCGGGUCCACCUGGGCCUGCUGGUUCACCUGGUGAGCGAGGACCUGCUGGUCCAACAGGUCCCACUGGACCACCUGGACGCCCAGGACCUCAGGGACCCCCAGGGCCUGCUGGAGAGAAAGGUGGACCAGGAGAAAAAGGACCUCAAGGCCCUGCUGGUAGAGAUGGUAUUCAGGGUCCUGUUGGUUUGCCUGGUCCUGCUGGACCUCUUGGACCUCCAGGAGAAGAUGGAGAUAAGGGUGAGAUUGGUGAGCCUGGUCAGAAAGGUGGCAAAGGAGAUAAAGGAGAACAGGGUCCUCCUGGGCCAACCGGUCCCCAAGGACCAAUUGGUGCACCUGGUCCUGCUGGAGCUGAUGGAGAGCCUGGUCCAAGAGGACAGCAGGGCUUGUUUGGGCAGAAAGGAGAUGAGGGACCGCGAGGAUUCCCUGGGCCACCAGGACCUGUUGGCCUUCAGGGUUUGCCUGGACCUCCUGGUGAGAAAGGAGAAACUGGAGACGUUGGUCAUAUGGGUCCACCUGGUCCUCCAGGUCCCCGAGGCCCCUCUGGACCCCCAGGAGCUGAUGGACCCCAGGGACCCUCUGGAGGCAUUGGAAACCCUGGAGCUGUGGGAGAGAAGGGAGACCCAGGUGAGCCUGGAGAGCCCGGUUUGCAAGGCGACGUUGGUCCUCCGGGACCAAGAGGAGAGCGAGGAGAGAAAGGAGAAUCUGGUCCUGCUGGAACUGCUGGUCCACCAGGACCUAAGGGCCCUCCUGGUGAUGAUGGUCCCAAAGGAAGUCCAGGUCCAAGUGGUUUUCCUGGUGAUCCUGGACCUCCUGGAGAGCCUGGCCCACCUGGUUUGGAUGGUCCUCCUGGUGACAAAGGUGAUGAUGGAGAGUCUGGUCAGCCUGGAUCUCCAGGACCAACUGGUGAAUCUGGACCAACUGGACCUCCAGGAAAAAGAGGUCCUCCAGGGGUGGCAGGGCCUGAAGGACGGCAGGGAGAGAAAGGAGCUAAGGGUGAGCCUGGUCUCGAGGGUCCACAGGGUAAGACAGGUCCUGUUGGACCUCAAGGUGCUCCUGGCAAGCCUGGAUCCGAAGGAUUACGAGGAAUUCCUGGCCCAGUAGGAGAACAAGGUCUGCCUGGAUCUCCUGGACCUGAUGGACCCCCAGGACCUAUGGGUCCUCCUGGAUUGCCUGGACUAAAAGGAGACACUGGAGUUAAAGGAGAAAAGGGUCAUCCAGGUCUGAUUGGUUUGAUUGGGCCCCCUGGAGAGCAGGGAGAAAAAGGAGACAGAGGACUGCCAGGACCACAGGGAGCACAUGGUCCUAAAGGAGACAAUGGUAUUGCUGGACCUGCUGGACCUCUGGGACCCAUUGGGCCUCCUGGAUUGCCUGGUCCCCCUGGACCUAAAGGUGCUAAAGGAUCAUCAGGUCAGACAGGACCAAAAGGAGAAUCAGGAGUACCGGGACCUCCAGGACCACCGGGUCCACCAGGUGAUGUCAUCCACCCACUGCCCAUUCUUUCAAGUCCAAAGAGAGCACGGCGGAACAUCGAUGCUAGCCAAAUGGCAGAUGAUGCAGCUGAUGCCAACUACAAGGAUUAUGAGGAUGGUAUGGAGGAGAUAUUUGGCUCGCUCAACUCUCUUAAACAGGAGAUUGAACAAAUGAAGCACCCACUAGGCACCAGGGCCAACCCAGCACGUACCUGUAAAGACCUGCAACUCUGCCACCCUGACUUCCCUGAUGGAGAGUACUGGAUUGAUCCAAACCAGGGCUGCUCACGAGAUUCUUUCAAAGUUUACUGCAACUUCACAGCUGGAGGAGAGAGCUGUAUUUUCCCAGAUAAGAAAAGUGAAGGAACUAGGCUAACUUCCUGGGUGAAGGAGACUCCAGGUUCCUGGUACAGUGAAUUCAAACGGGGUAAACUGCUCUCUUACAUGGACGCUGAGGGCAAUCCUAUUGGUGUGGUCCAAAUGACAUUCCUACGCUUGCUAAGUGCCUCCGCACGGCAGAACCUCACGUAUAACUGCUACCAGUCUGUAGCCUGGCAUGACCAGGACCUGGACUCUCAUGACAAGGCCAUCCGCUUCCUGGGCUCCAAUGAUGAAGAGAUGUCCCAUGACAACAAUCCAUACAUUAAUGCAAUCAUUGAUGGAUGUGCGUUGAAAAAAGGAUAUGAAAAGACUAUUCUAGAGAUCAACACACCAAAGGUGGAGCAGAUACCAUAUGUUGACAUCAUGUUCAACGAUUUCGGUGGAGCAACACAGAAGUUUGGCUUUGAGGUUGGCCCGGCCUGCUUUAUUGGCUAAGACUGUUCACUGAGUGUACCCGCCCAAAAAAUUAAACAAACAUUAAUUUUCUCAGAACCAAAGAAAGGAAUAGGACAACAUAUUUUCUAAAGAUGUGUGUUUCCAAAAUAAAACAUCAACUUAGCAUAGAAAGGAUACAACAAUUUUUUUUUAAUUAAGAAUGGAAUUAAAAAAACACUCACAUGUGCUAACACACAUACACACACACACACACACACACACACACACACAAAUAAAAAAAAAACCAGAUUGUUUGACCUCAGUGUACCUGCCUCUGUCACAUGCAAGUUUUGAAACUGGAUUUGCAGAACGCUAGCUAGCUACCCCUGUGCUUUAAUUUCUACGAUCUUACCAACCAUGCUGUAUAGGUGUAGGAGAGCAACAGUAUUCCUCCAUCUUUGAUGCACUUCCUGCAGGUGGAAACCUCCUCACACACUUCACCUGGUUUUAGCUCUGUUUGGUUUCUGCUUGCAUUUAUUCAGUGUUUCAUUUUUCCCAAUACUUCAAUGAACUUUUUAUUUUGUGCAUAUUUGUUUUCCCAUUCUCUGGAAUGGUGCUUAUAUAUAAAUAUAUAUAAAUAUUUUUUGUAUGUUUGUAAGUACGUUCUGUAUAUUUCUCUUUUUUCUUGUUUCUUUUUUGUGUGCUUCAAAACAUGCAUGUGAACCAUUGAGCAAGAAGGACCGCAGAGAUGCUGGAUUUUGGUGCAAAAAUACAUUUUCAAAUUUUAGCUCCAUCUAUCAUCCUGGAGAAAAUUUGAUAGGAAAGAAAAGUAAAAUAAAAUGGCAGAACACCAGGAAGAAAGCAUUAUGUCCUAUACCAGAUGUGCCCCACAACUUUUUUUUUUUUUUGUUAUUUCAUAUUACUAAAUUAAAUAAUAAUAAAAGUUAGAACAAUCAAACAACUGUAAGUUCAUGUCAGAGAUUGGUCUUGUGGAUUGUUACAAUCACAGAGUAUAUGACCGAUUCCAUCCUUUAUCCUUUUUCUAUCAAACCUUGUGCCUGAGUCUAUCAGAAAGCACACAAAAUGAAAGACCAUUUCAUUGAGGAAACACUAUAUCAGUAAACUAGGUGCUAUUUCCUUCUGCCUGUGGUGCUAUAUACAUAUAUAUUUUACUUUUUUGUUUAUUUGUUUAAAACGAUUCACUGAUGUUGUUGAUGCAUCUUCCAUUUCUUUCACCAAAUUUUUUCUGGGUAGUGAGUCCUGUGUCUUGUGUGGGGAAAUAUUCUUAUGCAUGCCAAUCCAACGUAUACAUUCAUAAAAUCAAAGAUUUUGACCUCGUAACUAACAAAUCCGUCUUUUUUUGCUGUCACCCUAAACACUGUUGUUGAACAUGCAGUAUGCAAACUGUAAAGUGGCGCUUUUAUCUGGAGAUUAUUUAUGUACUUUUGCAUAUUCCUCCAUAUCACAUUUAUUCCCAUGAAUUCAAAGUGUAGUUUUAAAAAAGCAGAAUUUUUAAAGGUAGUAGGUGUUUUACCAUUUGUUGGACCUAGAGCUUUACUGUGGACAUGUGUGCAAUCAGCAGUUCACCUCAAGCAGUCAGAAGUCCAUAAAGUCUUCAGUGGAGAAUUUUUUAUUUUUUUUUAUUUUUAUUUUUUUUUACUUUUUUGUACAGGGAAGAACUUGACCUCUGUUACCAGAGCCAAAUACAGAGGACAAACUAAUCUACUGUCCUCCACUUCUCAGGCCAAAUAUAUUUUCACAGCUUUGGACUUAAUGUAAUACACUCAAUUAUUAAAAAUUUCUUUAUAUACGAUUUUGUAACGAUGGGGUAGCGGGGUAGAAUUCCAGUUUAUAAUAAUUUAAAAAAGCCUUGGUAUGGAAAGAAAAUCACUUAAAUUGUCUUUUCCCGUUUUCCCUGCAUUUCUUUGCCACUAGUCCCUAAUGCACUAGACAUCUUACACCACUAUGCCAGCUACUUUGCUUUAAACAUUUGCAUUCUUUUAAUUUGAAAUAUGACUUGAACUGCUUUAAAAGUAAUAUUAAUAAUUCACAACACAGAUAAAAAACAUUUAGUUUAAAGAAAUAAACAUUUUUGUACAUUUCCAAAACAAAAAAGAAAGCCAUGAUGCUGCCAAUAAAAGAAUUCUGUUUUGUUUGGUUUUUGUAAUAUCUGUCUUGUGUUGUGAUGUCUGUUUUAAGGUCUUGUUAAACCUGUGUAAGAGAGGAAAGAAGAUAUAUUGUUAUUUUGUGUCAAUAAAUUCAAGUUUACUGUGGCCACGCACCCUUGUAUGUCUUUUGAAGCAUUAAAGCCUUUCUGUAUGCAUGAAAAUGAUGAAAGUUUUUCAUUCUCUUAAUGUUAUACCAAACUGAAAAUGAUUUGAUUCCAAUUACAUCUUUUAUUGCUUAUGAUAUACGUUUCAAAUGCUCCGAUGAAUAAAGGCAUGUCCUUAAUUGUGAAAUGGUGACAGAGCCAGGAUGUUGUAACCAAAGAUGAUGUUCAAUUGUAGUAUAUUUAUUGUAUUAUUUAAAAAAUAAAUAAAAUAAAUGUUAAUUGAUACCA